This is a messenger RNA of Diachasmimorpha longicaudata, 4325 nucleotides long. RefSeq lists its product as uncharacterized. The transcript has 24 exons. The record is from RefSeq and is a predicted model, not a curated record. Bases 403 to 4068 code for a protein of 1221 amino acids. Gene Ontology annotation, molecular function: monocarboxylic acid transmembrane transporter activity. Gene Ontology annotation, biological process: transmembrane transport. NCBI's taxonomy places the organism in Eukaryota, Metazoa, Arthropoda, Insecta, Hymenoptera, Braconidae. Gene Ontology annotation, cellular component: membrane.
ACAUCCGAACAGUAGCCUCCGAGCUUGUUUCCGUAUAAAUGCUCAUGUGACUCAUUAAAACAUUGUGAUACUCAAUGCCAUUAGGAUUCCGUUACUAUAGUGGAACAUCGUCGUGAUAGACAAGAGUAAAAAUUUUCCAUCAAUAACAUUUUCCUGAAAUUCAGAGAAAAAUAUUUAUUUUCCGGGUUGCGGUAUCUCGGCGUUUACAGGUGAUAAGUGGGCUCGACACUCGCGAGCCAGCAUUCGAUUACUCGGAUUUGUUCAUCGUGAAUGACAGGAGGAUCUUCACAACCUCCUCGCCAUUCGAUUUUUUCCCCGACACUCUGGCAGUCGAUAUAACGCGCUACCGGGGGAAUUCAUGUUGUCAGUGCGCGUGAAAUUGUGAAAUUCUGACGUUCAAACAUGAAGAGAAAGAAGGAGACCGGAAGUGAGGACAAACCGGAGGCACCAGACGGUGGCUGGGGAUGGUUUGCGUGCUUGGGAAGCAGCUUAAUUACGCUCUCGUUGAGGUCCUUGGACCCCUCGUUUGGACUUAUCUUCGAUGACCUUCUCACUGACCUCAAGAUUGAUUCGACCAAAGCCUCUGUCAUUCUCAGUGUCUUGGACGCAUUUUGCAAUUUUUCAGGAUUAUUUGUUGGACCUCUACUCACUAGAUACUCAUUUCGAACAGUGGCAGCAUUCGGAUGCAGCCUCUCCUGUGCUGGCUUGAUGCUCACAGCAUUCGCCAGUAGCUUCUUACAUAUUGUAAUUACCUACAGUAUUCUGACAGGCGUUGGAACUGGUUUAGCUGUUGCAGCCUCAUUUGUAGCGCUUAAUUCGUAUUUUUCUAAGAAACGCGGACAAGCCGUGAGUUUUUCCUCUGCUGGAACGGCACUCGCUAUGAUGGUAGUUCCACAAGCAGCACAUUUUCUCCUCGGUUUGUACCAAUUUCGCGGAACAAUGUUAAUCAUUGGAGCGUGGUCAAUGCACUCAAUCGUUGGCGCCUGUUUACUGCGACCACUGAUACCAAAAAAAUCCCCGAGAAAAAUGCCAAUCAUUAAGGUACUAGACAGAGAUCACGUGGAUCCGGAAAAAAAAGCGAUCGAGGGUGAGGCAUUGCUGGUCAAGCAAUCAAAUCAAAUUGAUGAGAGUCACGAGAGGCAGGAGAAUGUAACUUCACCGUUCUGCAAUGGGGACGAGGAGUCGAAGAAGACUGACAAUUUUUUUCGAAAGUUGAGGGCACGCAACGAAUAUUUCAAAGUUGUUACCGAUUUGUUCGAUAUCGAUCUCCUGAAGAAUUACUCUUAUCUCAAUGUUAUUUUCGGACUGAGUUUGUUUAAUAUCGCUGAAUCAAAUUUCAAGUUGAUGACACCAUUUUUCCUCAGAAAACAAGUUGGACUGACCGAAGCUGAAGUCGCAUUUUGUCUGUCUCUGAUGGCGUUCACGGACAUCGUAGCCCGACUGAUUUUACCAGUGGUCUAUGAUAGGCUGGGCUUCAAGAAACGUCGCCUCUUCUGGAUCAAUGCUCUUUUUGUUGCAAUGGGCCGCUCCAUUCUGGCUGAAAUGUCACAGGGCAUAUUAUUGUUUGUCGUGUUAGUCAUCAAUGGGUUCAUUCGUGGUGCUGCCAUUCAGAAUCUCCAGUUGUCAGUGUCGGAGACUUGUUCGCUGAAGAGUUUACCGUAUGCUUACGGGCUUUUUAUGGUGUCCAAGGGCACUUUCUCACUUUGUUUCAGUCCUCUCAUCGGAUAUGUGAGAGAUUACAGCGACAGUUACAGAAUUUGCCUCCACGCAAUGAGCAUCCUCAUCAUCAUAUGCUUCAUCACCUGGGGCGUUGAAUUUUUUUUGAAAGCCAUUCGUAAAAAUUCGAAUAAAGUACCUGAAGAAAUUAAAAUUCAAAAUUUUAAUACAAAAUCUAAAGAAUAUGAAGACUACAGUGGUAAUUACGAAACCUGUUUCGCACAGAUUUCUCAUUUAAUUUACUUUAUUAUUGCUAGCAGUAUAGAAUGUUAUGAAUUCCUCCAAGCUCUGUCCAACUAUUGCUUAAAAAGACCGGCCAAUAUCACAAUGAUUAAUCGCAUUGAAGCCUUCGAUUGCUGUUCCACUUCUGAUAAGUCGAAUCCAGCGAAUGAGUCUUUAAUUCUCUUCAUUAUGUUCACAUAUCCCCGUGCAAUGGGUGCCAUGACGACCGAAGGUGACAAUGUUAAAGACAAGGGAAAGAAAAGUACAGGAGAAGAGCUCAAUACAUUGACAGAUGAUUUUGUGGCGCCUGAUGGGGGUUGGGGGUGUAUUGUUGUACUUGCCGCUGGUUUUUCCAACCUUUGCGUGCUGGCUACAAUACAAAAUUUCAGCCUGAUAUUUAGGGACAAAUUAGACCAACUUGGAAUUACACCAACGGAAACAACGACCAUUCUUAAUGCUCAUCUUGGUUUAACAGCUCUGAUUGGUCUAGCGAAUGGACCUCUCUUCAAGAAAUUCAGCUUCAGGCAGUUGGCUCUGUGUGGGACAAUUCUCUGUUCAUCAGCGACGAUACUGCUCUCUACAGCCAAGACAUUCUAUGAGAUUCUCAUUUAUCUUGCUGUCUUCCACGCUACUGGAUCGGGAAUAUCAAUGUCAUCGAAUGCUCUGGCUCUAAAUACAUACUUCAAGAAGAAAAGGAGGUUGGCAGUGGGCCUCAGCUGGACAUGUACCGGCCUUGGACCCAUCAUUAUGCCCCAUAUAAUUACAGCUCUGAUGCCCAUAUUCGGUGUCCCUGGGACUCUUUUGAUUUUGGGUGGAUUUGCAACCCACUCAAUUGCUUGCUCUCUUUUACUUCAUCCAGUUGCAUGGCAUGCCAAGAAAAUUAAUGCUAUGGACGAACUGCGGGCUGAAGUAAUCAAAGAAAAAAACGACGCAACCUUAAAUAAUGGUACGCGAAAGGAUGUGAAAGCUCUAUCGGUUGAGAACUUGAAGGAAAAAUUAUCGACAAUUGCUGAUGAUCGUCAGGGAUUUGGAAGUCAAUACCUGUAUUACGAUGAUGAAGAAGAGGGUGCGGCGGGUAUCGAUGUCGAAGGUGGAACUCCCAUGAUGUCGCGCGCCAACGAUGGGUGGUUCUCAAAGAAAAAUUCAUCUACGAUAUCCCUCACCUCAAAUCGCACAGUGAAGCAUGAAAAUCCCCAAGUGCGUUUACGAAACAAGUCGUUCAGUUUGAGCAGACCAGCGAGCAUAACAGCAUUGAGUCAAGGCCACUCUCUCAGAAAUAUUGCCAAGGGCGUUAACGAGAGUGACAGCAAACGGCGAAAGCUAUCUAAUCAGAUAUCUGGAGCUACACCGCUGAUAAUCGUGAAGGAAUCCUGCGAAUCCACAAAUUCCAACGAAAAUAAUUGCAAAACUGAUGACUGUGAAAAAUGCCAAUUGGAAGGAGCUGCGAAGGAGCCUGUGGAGGAGCUUUCCCCUUCGCGCUUCAAACGCUUCAUCCACGCUGUCGUCAUCUUCUUCGAUCUCAGCCUCCUGCGGGAUAAGAUCUUCGUUAAUUUGAUGCUGGGAUUGAAUUUUGCAAAUUUUACGGAAAUUAAUUUUGCCCUUAUCACUCCGUUCAUUCUGGGUGAUUAUGGACUUACGAUUAAUCAGGUGGCUAUGUUCAUGUCGAUACUGGCUGGGGUUGACAUGACUGCCAGGGUUUUCAUAUCCUUCUUGGCUGCCAAGAUUGGAUUCAGCAAUCGAACUUUCUUUCUCAUUGGCGUUGCUUUCAUGUCGUCAGGAAGACUGAUUCUCGCACAUACACUGGACUACACAGUAAUCCUGCUGGUAGCAGUGUUAGUCGGCUUCGGAAAGAGCUUAAGAACGAUCUUCAUAGCACUAGUAAUUCCCGCUCAUGUACCAUUAUCUCGGCUACCAGCAGCCACAGGACUACAGUUAGUGACAAGUGGUCUAAUUUCCAUCAGUUUUGGUCCCCUCGUAGGGCAAAUCAGAGUCCUCCUGGGAAGCUAUGCCAUGCUUCUGCAUAUUCUGAAUAUCUUUCCCUACUUGGUCAUCAUAUCCUGGACUCUAGAAGCGUGGAUUACAUCGAGAAGAGGGAAAAGAACCGGAGAUGAGUUAAACCCUGAAGUUUAAUAAUUUUUUUCACUAUAAUUCUUAAUUUACUUAAGUUAAAAAAUCCAUAUCACGCCCAAGAAAAUCAUUUAUGUGAAUUGAACACAAUUUAUUUGAUUCAAAAAGUCGAUAUUCACUUCAAAUAAAUUAAUUUUCUGACGGAAGUGACGUUGUGCAUUUGAAUUUUGAAUUUAAGCAGAUGAAUUAUCAAGUUCGUUAUGAAAUGUAUUAUUUCUUAGUUAAUAAAUCUAAUUUCCCACAUAAAAUAGGAAUAAAAA